GACAAUCAUAAUUCGUAUUUGAUUUUUGAGCCCGAUUGAAAAUAGUAGAUAAUGAAUAAAAUAAUUUUUUUUAAUAUAAUGAAUGAAUGAAUAGAUAAAUGAAGGAAUAAAUAAGUGUAUAAGUACCCUUUUUAUAUGCAUACAUAUAUUUAUCGACGUCGGUAACAGAGUAUUUAGUGAAAUCAAAUCAAUCAGGAUCGGAAAUUUCAGUGUUUACACGUUCAACUUCCGGUCUAUUUAGCCGAAGAUUAGCAACUUUACAAGCUUUUCAGGCCCUUCAUUUAUUCGAAAUGAUAUUUGUAAAAUGAUAUUUUAUUGGUGCACAUUUAUGUGAGGGCUAUAAUGAUUGAAGGGGCGCCCCGUCAUAACCAAAUGACAACCAUCCUUGGAUUUGACGAUUACAGCAAUGGAAAAGAGAACAAAAAGAGGCAAUCCUUAAUCAGGGUGUGGAAGAGAUUGUCCAGUUUGCAAAGAAGCGUGAUAUGUUUUGUGUUACUACUAGGAGGAAUAAGUGCGUUAUACAUAGUGAAUUCGGUACGUCAGGGCCGUACAGGAAGAUGGACACAGGAUGGACCUAGAGAACUCGCUGACUUCCUGGACUCCAAGGAAAGACAAAAGAUGGAGCAAGAGAAACGAGAAUAUAUUCAGAAAAUGAAGGAGAAACAUGCUCAACAGCAGGUCAUGGAAAUCGUGAAAAAGAACAAAGAAAAUACAAAGAGGAAGAAAGGGCCACCAUCAGGGAAUAGAGGAGCUAAGUUAGGCCAGGGGGCAGACAUGGAUCAAAUACCCGACGAGAAAGAGCGACAAUUGGUAAGGGACGAGCGGUAUCCCCAUGGGAACGAGGAUGAGGAUAAUGACAAAGACGACAAUGUUGAUGGGCAUUUAAAUUUGCCUCCAAAGUCUGCAGGUGAUGAUUUAGUUGUGGAUCAAGCAAGUGAUGGAACAUAUGACUAUUUUGAUCCUCAGAGACAGUAUUCAGAAAAGCAAAAAGCAAUUCAAGAUGCCUUUAAAUUUGCCUGGAAGGGAUAUAAACAGCAUGCGUGGGGCCAUGAUGAAUACCAUCCAAUCAGCAAGAGUCAUUCUGAGUGGUUCGGUGUGGGUCUUACCAUUGUAGAUUCCAUUGAUACAGCUAUCAUCAUGGGACUUAAAGAUGAGUAUUUGGAGGCCAGAGAAUGGGUAGACAAGUCCUUGACUUUUGACAAGAAUAAAGAUGUAAAUUUAUUUGAGAUCACCAUUCGUGCACUGGGAGGUCUGCUCUCUGCUUAUCACCUGACAAAGGAUGAGGUGUUUAAAACCAAGGCUAGAGACUUGGGGAAUCGACUUUUGCCGUGUUUCAAAUCACCAUCCAAAGUUCCGUUCUCUGAUGUGAACUUGAGGACCGGCAAUGCUCACCCUCCUAGAUGGGGCCCUGACAGCAGCACCUCAGAGGUGACUACUAUACAGCUGGAAUUCAGAGACCUCAGCAGAGUCACAAAGGAUACCCGAUAUGAGCAUGCAAUAGAUGUAGUGUCCGAGCAUGUUCACAGUCUACCUAAGACCGAUGGGUUAGUGCCAAUCUUCAUCAACGCUAACACAGGAUCUUUCCGAAAUUCAGCCACCAUAACGUUUGGUGCCCGAGGAGACAGUUACUAUGAGUAUUUGUUGAAGCAGUGGAUACAGACAGGCAAAAAGAAGGAUUAUUUGAAAAAAGAUUAUAUGGCUGCAGUAGGGGGCAUUAAAGCUCAUUUACUGAGAGAAUCAGAACCUAAUAAACUCCUGUACAUUGGUGAACUACUGGGAGGGAGGUCAUUUAGUCCAAAAAUGGAUCAUCUAGUGUGUUUUAUGCCUGGAACCUUGGCUUUGGGGUAUCAGAAUGGCCUUCCACAAGAUCACAUGGAGAUAGCUAUCAAAUUAACCAGAACUUGCUAUGAAAUGUACAACAAAAUGCCAACCAAACUCAGUCCAGAAAUUGUUUAUUUUAAUCAAGCUCCAGGAUCUAGUGAUGAUCUUAUUGUUAAACCACUGGAUGCCCACAACCUAUUGCGCCCAGAAACAGUGGAGAGCUUGUUUUACAUGUAUCGGUUUACACGGGACAAGAAGUACAGAGAGUGGGGCUGGCAAAUCUUCUUGGCCUUCAUGAAAUACACCAAGAUUGACGGAGCAGGUUUCUCCUCCAUAAAUAAUGUCAAGAGUCCAAGUAACCCAGGAUACAAAGAUAAAUUAGAAAGCUUCUUUCUUGCAGAGACACUCAAAUAUCUCUUCUUGUUAUUCAGUGAUGAUCCAAAACUUAUUCCUCUGGACAAGUUUGUGUUCAACAGUGAGGCUCAUCCCCUGCCAAUUUACACCGAGUAGUUCAAGUUUGAUGAGUAGAAUGAAUAUGUGUGUGUGUGGUUAAAAAUACAUUGAUUUUGUAGUACAUGUGUACAAGAUGUAGUGAUUUUCUAGGAGUAACUCCUGGGGAGUGUGUGGAUGAUAUACUAUGUGAUAGUAGAAUGAAGACACAACCCUGAAUUUGCUCAUUACUGAUAUGAACUAAUUUAUUUCUGCGAUUUCAAGAGAUUUAUCAACGAGACAUUUUCCCAAUCAUUCAUUUUAUCUAUUUCUAUGUAUAACAGUAGACAUAAUAUUUUCCUUUUUGUACAAAUUUUGUGAUGUCCAUUGUCUUAUAAGAAAACAGACAUCAGUACCAGCAUACCUAAAAUUCAAGUACAUUCUUAUUUCAAGUCUAAAGAAGAAGCGUUUUGCAUAAGCAAAGGUACAUAUAAAUAAGUGAAUCCACAAUAUUUCUUGUGCAUGUAAUGUAUGUUAAAAUAGCAAGAACAGAAAUAUUUGUAAUAUGCAACUAAAUUCAAACAUACUUCAAAAUUAGUUGACUUGACCAAAUUGGGAUACCUUAAUCAAUAUGUGAUUUGCUUGUGUCGAACACAAUCUAUGAUAAUCACCAAUACCUACAAUGUAGUUCAAAGCACAAGAAUGCACACAAAUAAUUUAAAGGCAAUAAUGAUAAUUGCUUUGAAAGUGUAUACUGGGGUGGGUGAUAAUUACAGUUAAUGAAAAGCAAUUAAAGUAAGUUUGUUAAAAUGGCCAUGAAUAUAAUUCAUUCUGAAUCCUGUAUAGAUAAGUUUAGAUAGGCAUGAUGAAAUGCUCAAAAAUGAUUAUUUUCACCACUUACAAAUCUGCAGAAUUAUACACACUUCCCUGAAACUACGAGUACAUGUGUGACCCUACAAACAAAAGUCUAUCUACAGUAUACUAUUACACAUCUUGACAGUCAACAGGGAAUAGAGCAUCACCUUUGGCUAGCAAAGAUGACUAUUACAGUACUGAACUAAAUCACAGAAUAGCUCUAACUUAUUAAUGAUCCUAGAUGAUUGUGCAAUUCUAUAUCGGAUUUUAUCUGAAUUGUUUAUGAAUUUUGUUCGUAAAUAUUUUUUGUCUCUGUUUAUAUUAUUAGUUUAUAAACACUAGUAGUAGUUGGGGUGUACAGAAAAAAAUUAUUUUGUAUCUCCAUCUGUAAAUUUUUUGCUAAUAUUCAUGUCCCGUUGUGAAUAAGAGGGGCAUUUGUAUUUGUGAAUUGGGUGUUCAACAGUCCAGCUGAUUACUUGUAAAACCCUUUAAUUGAUAUUGACGAAAACUUCAUAGGCAGAUUGAAUCUUAGGUCAAAGGUCAUGCAGUUUUCUAUGAUCCUUACACCAAAUGUUGUUCCACUGAUUGAGUUAACUGAUAAUCAUAAACAUGUUAGUCAUUACUAAUAAAAUGAAAUGACUCCGGAUUUACAGAUCUCAAUAGGUCGCCAUUCUUUCUAAUAUGCAUAUCGUAAAAUGCAUAUACAUGUAAUACAUCAAACCAAUGUCUCAUGAUUGAUAUAGCACCUCUACUUGUUAGUCAUCAAACUUCAUAGGCGGACUACUUGUAAUAGAUGGCACCUAUUGAUUUUGAUGUGAAGAUCAAAGGUCACCACAUUUGCAUCAUCUGCUAUACAAACUUUUUUGUUACAUAUUUUGUCAUAUCUAAUAUCUUCAUAUCUAUUUUUUCUGAAUGAUAGAAGAAACAGAAUUCAUGAGAGUGAUGGUGAGUGAGAGAUAUCUGUGUAUAUAUGGAGUUUUGUAAACAGUGAAACAUGCUAGGUGUAUUACCCACAAAGUAUUGGUAAAUGUAAUAUGGUAGCAUGUUUUUACCACGCACAUGCAUAUGAUGACACCCCUGGCUUAUUUUCUAUUGACCAAUUCCUGUCACAGAACAUUUAGGAGUUCAAAUAUGUGUGUACCUAUAUAACUCCUAUAAAUAUAUCUUGGUAUUCUAUAUGCAGGUUGAGUAAGUUUAGGUAUCAUAUGUUGAAUGGCUAUUACAAUACUGUGAUAAUGAUUGAAAUUGUUUGUAUGUUUGUUAUUGAUGUCAAAGAAAAAUAUCCUGAUGCAAUAAGAUAGCAGUUCAACAAAUUAUGGAGAGUUCCUGUGUGCUGUGUGUGUGUUAUAUACAUGUAGUGAAACUGUUUAUUGUAUAUAGUCAUCGUGUAUUAUUUUGAAUCCAGUAGCGAAUCGUUGUGUAUUGUGUUUACUAUUUUGUUUACAUGGUCUUGCUUCACAUUCCUAGUCGAUUACAUUUAUUUCCAAUUUUGAUGUAUUUAAUUGAUAUACUUUGAUGUAAUUGUAGAAUGAUAACAAUUAGUAGCUUAAGAUGUAAUCAUUAUAUAUGUAUUACUACAUGUAAAACAUUCAAUUAAAUUGGUGCCAACAUUUUGUAGCCAACUCAUUGUUACAUUAAUUAUCUCAAUAGUUUCCAUUCUUCCUGGAGUAAAGAUGUAACAGAUAUGGUUUCAGAAAAGAAUGAGUUUGGUAUAAUCAUGUUUUACAGUAAAACGCUGUUGUUUUUCUUAAUAUUUUAAUGGUGAGGUAUUCUCAUUUUAAAUGCUACUAAGAAAAUAUUUAGAGUAUUUAUUAACAAUAUUUAUGACACAUGUACCUCAUGAAAUACUUGUUUCCAUCUCACCCCGAGCAAGGUUGUUGUUUUUUUUCCCCAUAUGCUAUUGUUUUCAUUAAUGUGAAGAGACACUACCAGCAAUAAAUAACCCAAGUCAAAGUCUUUUACAUUUGAUUUAAGGUGUUAUAUUUCUUCUCUGCUAAAAAAUAUUUGGUAUACAUAUAUUGUUGUAUUUAACUUUUCAAUUUAAGAGGGGACCAUCAUUUAGAACUGUAAAGUUGAAUAAUAUUGUUUUUGACAGAGAACAUUUACUUUACAAAGAGCCAUGAGAAAUUCAGAAAUUGUAAGGGAUCUUUAUUCUGUGGUCUUUGAGUGGUUCUUUUCUAGGGGUAACAAUUAUUCUUAACAUAACAAUACAGAGAAGUCGCAAUGCCAUUGAUAUUCUGUAUUAAAACAGGAGAGGGACUAGUGAGUUGUUAGAACUUGUUCCCAAUCCUCUUGAUUUAUUCAGUAAAAAAUGUUGAAAACAAAACACUGUAUUAAAGUGAAAUAUACAUGUAUUCAGAUGACUAGGAUUUGAAUUUCUAUUAUGUCUAUUAUUUAUCACAAUUGUUUUACUUGUGCGAGUUUCUAAAAGGAUAUUUCACAUUCCUCAAACUAGCAGGAUGAGUCUAUGAUGAGACAUAAUCCAUUUUACAAGUAUAAAAGGUUCUCAGUUUUAAUUAUAACAAUAACAUAUAUUUUUAAGUAAAAAGUUGUGUAUAACUGUGUGGCUUGAAUUAUCGUUACAGGUAUUUCAAAUGUGUUUCAGAAUAUGGGACAGUGUUUGAUUUUUUUUAAAGUGCUUUGAUAAAAUUGAAGCACCAAACAAAUUAUGGGUCACGGGUGUUAAUAUUAUACAUGUGUACAUGAUUUUAUUCACUCAAAGUAUUAUCAGUUACUGUUACUAUAGAUUUGCUAGAUGUACACCAAAUUGUUUUGUAGUACUGUCCUUUUAACAUAUGAAUUAUAACGCUCAUUUCAUUUUGUAGAGUUUGUGUACAUGGUGUGUGUGCUUUGUUGAAUCAAGAUUUGUAAUGUGUAAAUCCGUUCAGUUUUAAUUAUUUUACGAUAUUAGAUAGUUUUGUCGAUGCGGCAUAUUUCAUACAUAUGUUUAACAUUAAAAUUUCUAAGCACACAGAC
Messenger RNA from Ostrea edulis (European flat oyster), 6081 nucleotides. Its product is annotated as endoplasmic reticulum mannosyl-oligosaccharide 1,2-alpha-mannosidase-like. Gene Ontology annotation, molecular function: mannosyl-oligosaccharide 1,2-alpha-mannosidase activity; calcium ion binding. Gene Ontology annotation, cellular component: membrane; endoplasmic reticulum. The coding region runs from base 343 to 2331 and encodes 662 amino acids. The record is from RefSeq and is a predicted model, not a curated record. NCBI's taxonomy places the organism in Eukaryota, Metazoa, Mollusca, Bivalvia, Ostreida, Ostreidae. The transcript is spliced from 11 exons. Gene Ontology annotation, biological process: N-glycan processing; carbohydrate metabolic process.